UUCGAGACCUAUUCAGUACCUUCACGAUGAUAAUUCCGGCAACACUGGUUGGGAUCAGUUGGAAUCAAGUAUUUGCAAGUCUCCCGUUACUUCAUGCCCUCAGCCUUAAAUUUCAGUUUGUACUUAAACCGUUUAGCAAUAUGUUUUCGUUUAGCACGUUUUAAGGACCAUGAGUGAAUUUUUCAGGUCGGAAGGGGCAGGCGUAAAGGCGGAAAUGUUGAGUGACAAAAACAGAUCAACGGCAAACAAUAUGUGCAUAACUGUCGAAGUAUGUGUUGUAUGUGGAGACCGAGCUUCAGGUAGACAUUAUGGAGCUAUUUCAUGUGAAGGGUGCAAAGGAUUUUUCAAACGAUCAAUUCGGAAACAGUUGGGGUACCAGUGUAGGGGCAAUAAGAACUGCGAAGUUACCAAACACCACAGAAAUCGGUGUCAGUACUGUAGACUACAGAAAUGCCUUGCAUGUGGCAUGAGAAGUGAUUUUGCAUUACGCACGUGGUUUUUAGCCGUCCAACAUGAGCGUAAACCCAUCCUAGAUAAAAAAGAAUAUCAAAGCAACGCGAACAAUAACUACAGUCCCUCAGUAGCCAAAGGAAUUUACAUUAGAAAGGACUUGAACACAGAUCAACCCAUCAUUAACACCUCACUUAAUCAGUAUGAUUUAGGACUGCCUUUUUUCUCCAAAAGUAACAGUAGUGCCUCAGAACCGACGUAUUGCUCGCCAUCUCGGGCUAGUGUAGAUGAUGAUGGAUCAAUGGACAGUUCAACUGGCGCUGACUUAUCCGAUGCUAUUAAUAUAGCCAAAGAUAAACAGCUUAUUUCUAAAGCACUAGACAAUAUUGCUAAAGUUCAAUCCCUAGAUGGUUUAGAUCACUUAAAAAGCCAUAAUGAAGAAGACAAAUGUUUUGAAUAUGGGGGAUGCAUAUUGGAAGAAGAUAAUAUAAUUUUUACCGUGCAACUCCCCGGUCCAGUGCCGAAUUACUUACACAUUCACUAUAUCUGUGAAAGCACGUCUCGCCUUUUGGUCUCAUCUAUACACUGGGCCAGAAACUUAAAUGCCUUUAAAUACUUAAGUACAGCUGCCCAAGUCUAUUUACUCAGGGGUUGUUGGGCCGAACUCUUUACCUUGGGUAUAAUACAAUGUUCUCAUAUGAUAUCAAUUCCUACAAUAUUAAAUACUCUCGCUGGUCACUUACACAACUCUAUCAAUGAAAAUACCAUGACCGCUGUUAAAGUACAGCAAAUAACUGAACAUAUAGUUAAACUACAAUCGUUCAUAACCGCCAUGAUUGAACUGAACCUUGACGUGAAAGAAUUUGGAUAUUUAAAAGUUAUUGCGUUAUUUAGCCCUGAUAAUGUUGAUCAAGCGAGUAAAGUUCUCAUAGAGAAGUUACAGGAAAAAAGUUUUCGAGAGCUGCAAAAUUACAUUAUCAAGAAUAAUCGCGUAGAUAAUGGUGAUCGAUUUGCCAGAUUGUUACUGAAGUUACCACCGUUGAGGGCGCUUGAUUCUUCGAUACUGGAAGAACUAUUUUUUGCUGGCCUAGCUGGACAGAUGCAAGUACAUAGUAUUAUUCCUUAUAUCUUAAGAAUGGAUGCCGCUGGUACUAUUCAAAGCAACAGACCAGUGAAAUCUGAGCAAUUACCUGAUAAUGUAGUCAUUUAAUUUUUAAUUAGGAAAUUAUAAAAUGCCCUUAACAGGGUGUGUACAGGUAAUUAAAUUAAACGUAAAGAACAAACUUUACUCCCACGUUGCAAUAACUUUUAAUACUGUAAUAAAGAAACUAUCAACUUU
Messenger RNA from Dendroctonus ponderosae (mountain pine beetle), 1789 nucleotides. RefSeq names its product nuclear receptor subfamily 2 group C member 1 (gene Hr78). The transcript has 5 exons. The coding region runs from base 170 to 1660 and encodes 496 amino acids. The record is from RefSeq and is a predicted model, not a curated record. Gene Ontology annotation, biological process: anatomical structure development; cell differentiation; regulation of transcription by RNA polymerase II. Lineage: Eukaryota; Metazoa; Arthropoda; Insecta; Coleoptera; Curculionidae. Gene Ontology annotation, molecular function: nuclear receptor activity; zinc ion binding; RNA polymerase II cis-regulatory region sequence-specific DNA binding.